This is a messenger RNA of Saccostrea cuccullata (small rock oyster), 408 nucleotides long. RefSeq lists its product as uncharacterized. The transcript has a single exon. Gene Ontology annotation, biological process: DNA integration. NCBI's taxonomy places the organism in Eukaryota, Metazoa, Mollusca, Bivalvia, Ostreida, Ostreidae. The record is from RefSeq and is a predicted model, not a curated record. The coding region runs from base 1 to 408 and encodes 135 amino acids. Gene Ontology annotation, molecular function: nucleic acid binding.
AUGAAAAUUCUACACAGCAGUCACCUGGGACAAGAGAAAUGUAUAAAGCAAGCUAAAUCAACAUUGUUUUGGCCAGGAAUAAUCAUGCAGUUGAAGGACAUAAUAGAACAGUGCAACAUUUGCAACCGCUACAGAAAUGCGCAGCAAAAGGAGCCAAUGAUACCACAUCAGAUCCCAAAUCGUCCUUGGCAGAAAGUUGCAGCGGACAUUAUGUUUUUUGGGAACACAAGAUACUUGAUAACCGUUGACUACUUCUCAAAGUUCAUAGAAGUCAACCGCUUACAAGAUGGGAAAGCCGCCACCGUUAUCAACAUUCUGAAGCAACACUUUGCUCGAUUAGGAAUCCCUGAAGAGUUCAUUUGUGACAAUGGACCGGAAUUCGCAAACCAUGAAUUCAAAAACUUUUAG